Messenger RNA from Fragaria vesca subsp. vesca, 1170 nucleotides. Its product is annotated as probable aquaporin PIP1-4-like. The record is from RefSeq and is a predicted model, not a curated record. Bases 86 to 946 code for a protein of 286 amino acids. Gene Ontology annotation, cellular component: plasmodesma; vacuole; plasma membrane. The transcript is spliced from 4 exons. NCBI's taxonomy places the organism in Eukaryota, Viridiplantae, Streptophyta, Magnoliopsida, Rosales, Rosaceae. Gene Ontology annotation, biological process: response to water deprivation; transmembrane transport. Gene Ontology annotation, molecular function: water channel activity.
AACUCACACAGUUUACCUCUCUGCUUUUAGUUUUUAGUGAGAGAAAAACAAAGCUAAGCUAGUUAGAGAGAGUGAGCAAACAACAAUGGAGGGUAGAGAAGAGGAUGUUAAGGUUGGAGCCAACAGGUUCCCAGAGAGACAACCUUUGGGGACAUCAGCUCAGACACACAAGGACUACAAGGAGCCACCACCAGCUCCACUGUUUGAGCCUCAUGAGCUCGUUUCAUGGUCUUUCUAUAGAGCUGGGAUUGCUGAGUUUGUGGCCACAUUCUUGUUCCUCUACAUCACAGUCAACACUGUGAUGGGAGUCAACAGGGCACCAAGCAAGUGUGCCUCUGUGGGUAUUCAGGGAAUUGCUUGGGCCUUUGGUGGUAUGAUCUUUGCACUUGUCUACUGCACUGCUGGUAUCUCAGGUGGACACAUUAACCCAGCUGUGACCUUUGGUCUGUUCCUAGCAAGGAAGCUCUCACUCACCAGAGCUGUGUUCUACAUCAUCAUGCAGACCCUUGGAGCAAUUGCUGGUGCUGGAGUUGUGAAGGGCUUCCAGAAGACCCAGUAUGAGCUUUUGGGUGGUGGAGCCAACGUUGUGAGUCAUGGCUACACCAAGGGUGAUGGUCUUGGGGCUGAGAUUGUUGGAACAUUUGUGCUUGUUUACACUGUCUUCUCUGCUACUGAUGCCAAGAGGAAGGCUAGAGACUCUCAUGUCCCUGUUUUGGCUCCUCUUCCAAUUGGCUUUGCAGUGUUUCUGGUUCACUUGGCCACCAUCCCCAUUACAGGAACUGGCAUCAACCCUGCCAGGAGUCUCGGAGCUGCCAUCAUCUACGACAAGGCCCAUGCUUGGGAUGACCAGUGGAUCUUCUGGGUUGGACCAUUCAUUGGUGCUGCACUUGCUGCUUUCUACCACAUGGUAGUCAUCAGGGCCAUUCCAUUCCAUUCCAGGGCCUAACCGCCUUUUCCCUACGCACUCAGUCAUUCUAGCUAGUUCUACCUUUCAAGACUCUUCUUUAACCUAUCUUUCAUAGUCUUUAAUUUUGGUGUCUUCUUUUCUCCUCCCUUAAUGCACAUUGAAUCUGAUGUUAAUGUGAGAGAUUAUGCGUGUAAAUUAUGCUGCAAGUUUGCGACAUGUUUUGAAUGGAGAAUUCUUUUGUGCUUAAUCUUUUCAGCUGAUUA